Messenger RNA from Tricharina praecox, 15073 nucleotides. RefSeq lists its product as uncharacterized. The transcript has 6 exons. The coding region runs from base 248 to 15073 and encodes 4941 amino acids. Gene Ontology annotation, cellular component: preribosome, large subunit precursor; nucleus. Lineage: Eukaryota; Fungi; Ascomycota; Pezizomycetes; Pezizales; Pyronemataceae. Gene Ontology annotation, biological process: rRNA processing; ribosomal large subunit assembly. The record is from RefSeq and is a predicted model, not a curated record. Gene Ontology annotation, molecular function: ATP binding; ATP hydrolysis activity.
AGUCCUCUUUCGACCGUAGCGUCAACCAAAUUUCUCCCCAAAAAAUUAAGUUAUCCCGGACGGUCUCCUCCAGAAAAGUUUCCCCCACCACCGCCGUCGAUACGGAACAACCACCUGUUGCCCGCCACUGCGCAGAAAAACCAAUACCCAAAACCCAAAAUUCCGCCCUCCUUCUUACCACAACCAUAGGGAUACCACUACUACCACACAUCCAAUCGGUCCACUCCCCCCACAGAUAAAGUCGCCCAUGGAGUGCGCAUCCUUCGACCAGCGAUUCCUGAGCGCAGUGUCUCAAUCCACCGUGCUGACUGCGGCACUACCUGUCGAAGCGCAGGCGAUUGUCUCGCAGCUAUGCGACUUAACGAGCAGCAACGUGUACUUGGAGACGCUGUCACGACUCUCGCUGCAUCCCGUGUUCUGUUCCACCAUACUGGCCUGCUACGAGCCACUAUUUCCCGAGCUCGUGGCCCGAUGGCCGACGUUCGCGCACACGCCGCAGAUCGCCGCCGGCUUCGCAAGGGUCCUGCCUGUCGUGCCGUACUUGGUCGAAGUCGCCGAAUGCCUCCUUCUGGAGAGGGACGGCAAGAGGUUUCUGCUAGAGGCUCUGGGGUUGGACGCUGAAUGCAGUCAAGAUGAGGUUUGCGCGGUAUCACAUAUGGUGGCUUUGGAGGCCCUGCUCGCGCUGAAUAGGUUGUUGUGCUUUAAACGGGAUACCUUUUUGCCUCUGGUCGAUACUACGACUCUCUACCAUCUGCUGCACCAUGGCCACCGAGCUGUGCGUUACGUUGCCAUUCGAAUACUAUGCAUCUACCUGAAGGUGGCAGAUGCUGCACAAGAGGAGAUGAUGGAGAAGUAUGGUGUUGGGAGACUCUCGGAGGCCGUCCUCGGACCAUGGGAGGACCGGGACGUUGAUUACGGAUUCUUAAUGUCGCUGGAAGGUGGACGGUUCAAGGAUAUGUCCGAUGCUUUGGAGAAGGCGAGAGCUGGUCCAAUAGUACCAAAUACAAACAUCUCUAGAAUAAUAGACUUGUCGGAAUUAUCCCCCAUGACUGUCGACCUGUGCGGAAUUUUGACACCGCGUCUAAGAGGUGUCCCCAAAAGUCCUGCAGAUAUCGUAGACACCCCUACAACUCGGGCAAACGUGCACUCCCUCGCCCUGGCCCUCCGUUCGUCGCAACCUAUCCUCGUCACCGGCCACGCCGGCUCGGGGAAGACCUUCCUGAUCCACCAGAUCGCGCAAACUCUCAACGCGCUGGACUCGAUGGUGUCGAUCCACCUGAGCGGGCAGACGGACGCAAAGCUGCUCAUAGGCGCCUACACCACGGCCGACACCCCCGGCAGCUUCGAGUGGCGGCCGGGAGUGCUCGCCACCGCGGUGCGAGAAGGCCGCUGGGUUCUGGUUGAAGACAUCGACAAGGCGCCGACCGACGUGCUGAGCGUCCUGCUGCCGCUGAUCGAGCGCGGCGAGCUCGACAUCCCCUCCCGCGGCGAGCGCAUCAAGGCUGCGCGCGGCUUCCGCCUGAUCACCACGACGCGCACCUCCCCGUCCGCGCACAGCGCCGACACGGUCACCGUAAACCUCCUCGGCAGCCGCCUGUGGCUGCGCGUCAACGUGGCCACCCCCGCCCCAGAGGAGCUGCAAACGAUCGUGACCUCGCGCUUCCCGUUGCUGGCGGCGAUCUCGCCGACGAUCCUGAGCACCUACACGGCUAUCCAAACGCUCUACCGCGAGCCCACCUUCUUCGCCAUCAGCCGCACCAGUUUGGGGCGACAAAUCUCCCCCAGAGAUCUCUUCAAGUGGUGCAGCCGGAUCAGCGCGCUGUGUGCAACCGCGGGCGUGAAGGCCGGCGCCACAGUCCUCCCCGACGGCCUGUUCGACGAGGUAUUCGCCGAGGCGGUCGACUGCUUCGCGGGCAGCCUGCACACGCUCGAGGCGCGGCGCCUCGUUGCCAGCCGCCUCGCCGAGGAGCUGAUGGUGCCCGCGCAGCGCGUCGAGCACCUGCUGCUGGGGCAUAUCCCGAGCUUCAAGAACGCCGAGCGCUCGCUGGUCGUGGGCCGCGCGAAGCUGGCGAAAAAGAAGGAGCCCGCAAGUCAGAAGCGGAGGAAGACGGCGCUUAGCAAUGAGAAGCGCCCGUUUGCUACCACGAAUCAUGCGCUUAGGCUGCUGGAGCAGGUGGGUGUGGCAGUCAGGCUGGCGGAACCCGUGCUGCUCGUCGGUGAGACCGGAACGGGAAAGACGACGGUAGUGCAGCAGCUCGCGGACAUGCUUGGGUUUGGCCUGACGGCGAUUAAUCUAUCGCAGCAGACGGAGGCGGGCGACCUGCUCGGUGGGUAUAAGCCCGUUGAUGUAAGGACUCUGGCUGUGCCGCUGAAGGAGUGCUUCGAUGAGCUGUUCGAAAAAACGUUCUCGCUCAAGAAGAAUAAGCGCUUCCUUGACGUGCUGAAUAAGUGCUGGGCCAAGCAGCAGUGGAAGCGCGUCAUAAUCCUGUGGGGCGAGGCGGUCAAGAUGGCGGAGAAUUUUUUUGCGACCCCGGCACCGACAACGGUCGAGAGUGCGGCGGAGCCUGAGAUGCAGAAAAAGAAGAGGAAGCUCGACGGAAUGGAUAAACCAGCGCUGCAGGCUUCGUGGACAGUGUUUGCGAGAGAUCUGGCGAACCUCGAGAGGCAGAGCUCGCAGUUGUCAAAGAGCUUUGCGUUCUCAUUCGUGGAGGGGAGUCUAGUCAAGGCGGCCAGGAACGGCGACUGGGUUCUCCUCGACGAGAUCAACCUGGCCGCGUCGGAUACGCUCGAGAGCAUUGCCGACCUCCUUAAGGACGGCGGCGGCGGCUCCAUCCUCCUGAGCGAGAAGGGAGACGUCGAGCGGAUCCGGGCUCACCCCAAUUUCCGGAUCUUCGCGUGUAUGAACCCGGCCACCGACGUCGGAAAGCGCGAUCUCCCCUCGGGACUAAGAAGCAGGUUCACGGAGCUGUAUGUAGCGUCGCCGGACACGGACCUGGGCAACCUCCUGGCGAUCGUGAAGGAGUAUAUCGGGCACCUAGCCAUCGGCGACGAGAAGGUGGUGUCCGACGUUGCGCUGCUGUACCUCGAGGCGAAGAAGCUCGCCGAGGGCCACCAGCUGGUCGACGGCGCGAACCAGAAGCCGCAUUUCAGCAUGCGCACGCUCACGAGGACGCUGAGCUACGUCACCGAAAUCGCAAGUGUCUAUGGCCUGCGCAGGAGUCUGUACGAGGGCUUCUGCAUGAGCUUCCUGACGCUCCUCGACCGCACAUCCGAGAUGCUUCUGUUGCCAGUCAUCGACAGGUUCAUCCUAGGCAGCCAGAGGAAUGUUAGGAGUCUGAUCAACCAGAUCCCCCGACAGCCCAGUGAUGGCCAACAGUAUGUGCAGUUCAAGCACUACUGGAUGCACAAGGGCCCGUACGAGCCCGAGGAACAGCCGCACUACAUCAUCACGCCCUUCGUGGAGCGGAACAUGCUCAACCUCGUGCGCGCUACGGCGACAAGGAAGUUUCCCGUGCUCAUCCAGGGUCCUACCAGUAGUGGAAAGACGAGUAUGAUCGAGUACCUGGCGAAGCGCACAGGCCACAAGUUUGUGCGCAUCAACAACCACGAGCAUACCGAUCUGCAAGAGUACCUGGGAAGCUAUGUGUCCGACAAUGACGGGAAGCUGUUCUUCCUUGAGGGGAUCCUCGUGGACGCGCUGCGGAAGGGCCACUGGAUCGUUCUCGACGAGCUGAACCUUGCGCCAACCGACGUGCUCGAAGCUUUGAACCGGCUGCUGGACGACAACCGCGAGCUGCUGAUCCCCGAAACGCAAGAGAUCGUGCGGCCGCACAAGGACUUCAUGCUGUUCGCGACGCAGAACCCGCCGGGACUCUACGGCGGCCGCAAGAACCUCUCUCGCGCCUUCCGAAACCGCUUCCUCGAACUCCAUUUCGACGAUAUACCAGAGUCCGAGCUGGGAACUAUCCUAAAGGAACGCUGCCAGAUCGCCCCUAGCUACGGUGACAAAAUCGUAAAAGUUUAUAAGGAGCUGUCGCUCAUAAGACAGUCGUCGAGGAUCUUCGAGCAGAAGAACUCUUUUGCUACCCUGAGAGACCUGUUCCGGUGGGCGAAGAGGGAUGCGAAUGGGUAUCAGCAGCUGGCGGAGGACGGGUAUAUGCUCCUGGCUGAGCGCGUGCGGAAGGAUGAGGAGAAAUUGGUGGUCCAACAGGUCCUGGAGAAGGAGAUGAGGGUUAAGAUCGACGUUGAGGCUCUCUACACCGCCGAACGGACACCGGAGUAUGCUCUGUACACCGAGAAGGUGACCGACCAGGAGAUCGUUUGGACGAAGGCUAUGAGGAGACUAUUCUCUCUCAUCGCCCAUGCCCUACGAAACAACGAGCCGGUUCUGUUGGUCGGAGAGACGGGAUGUGGAAAGACGACUGUGUGUCAGAUGCUCGCGGAAGCGUUUGGAAAGCGGUUGAUUAUUGUCAAUGCGCACCAGAACACCGAGACCGGAGAUAUCAUUGGUGCUCAGCGACCCAUCCGGAACCGGUCGGCGUAUCAAUCGCAGCUUGCCGAGGACCUGCUGGCCGUGCUCCAACUGCACGUAGAGGAAGAGCACCUGCGGGAUAUCGAGCCGUCGGAUUACGCAACACUUUUGAAACUGUACUUGGCGCUUCCACCGGAUGUCAAAGUCACUAUUCCCACUGAGACCAAAGAUCGCAUUGAGCUCAACAGGACCCGCGUCAAGGCCUUGUUCGAGUGGGCAGAGGGUCCGCUCAUCCAGGGUAUGAAAGAGGGCCAGUUCUUCCUCCUCGACGAAAUCUCCCUCGCGGACGAUUCCGUCCUGGAGCGGCUGAACAGUGUUCUCGAGCCUGCGCGGGGAAUCCUCCUCGCGGAGAAGGGGCCGGAAGAGUCGCAGAUCGCUGCAUCCGACGGCUUCCAGUUCCUCGCGACGAUGAACCCAGGAGGCGACUACGGCAAGAAGGAGCUCUCGCCGGCGCUGCGCAAUCGUUUCACCGAGAUCUGGGUGCCGUCCAUGACCGACAGCGACGAUGUGCUGCAGAUUGUGCGCUCGAAGCUGGAGCCGGGAUUGCUCGAGUUCGCGGAGCCCAUUGUCAGCUACGCACAGUGGUUCUCGCAGACUUAUAACUUCUCCAGCAACGCGCCCAUCAGCAUCCGUGAUGUCCUCGCCUGGACCAGGUUUGUCAACUUGCAUGCGCAGCAGGGUUCCGCAUUUGCGCUCCUCCAUGGCGCCGCACUGGUCUUCUUCGAUGGCCUCGGCGCGAAUCCGUCCAGUCUGCUGGUGACGGAUGCGGGAAGUCUGGCCGCCGAGAAGCAGAGCUGCAUCAAGAAGCUAUCCGAGCUGCUGGGCCAGGAUUUGCUGCCGGUGUAUGCUGCGGCGGUCCUGGCGACGGUGGAUCACUUAUCCCUCCGGCUGGGCUCGUUCGGGCUUGAGAGGAAAGAGGGAGGUGCGGUGGAUAUCUCGUUCAGUCUGGAAGCGCCCACGACCGCCAUGAACGCCAUGCGAGUAGUUCGGGCCAUGCAGCUGCGCAAGCCAAUCCUGCUCGAGGGAAGUCCCGGAGUUGGCAAGACCAGUUUGAUCACCGCGCUGGCGGCAGCCUCGGGCAACCCGCUGACGCGAAUCAACCUUUCUGACCAGACCGACUUGAUGGAUCUGUUCGGCUCGGAUGUGCCGGUGGAGGGGGGGAAGAGCGGCGAGUUCGCGUGGCGAGACGCGCCCUUCUUGCGCGCAAUGCAGAACGGCAACUGGGUGCUCCUCGACGAGAUGAACCUUGCGUCGCAGUCCGUGCUGGAGGGGCUGAACGCCUGUCUCGACCACCGCGGCGAGGUGUACAUCUCCGAGCUGGACCGCACCUUCAGCUGUCAUCCGGACUUUGCCGUGUUCGCGGCACAGAACCCGCACCACCAGGGAGGCGGGAGAAAGGGCCUGCCCGCGUCGUUCGUCAAUCGCUUCACCGUCGUCUAUGUCGACCAGCUCACGUUCUACGAUCUGCAGUUGAUCGCACGGAAGCUGUUCCCGACUAUCCCGCUCGACGUCGUCGAUAAGCUGAUCGACUUCGUUGUCAGGCUCGAUAAGGCGCUGGAGGGUAAGCGGAGCUUUGGCGCCGUCGGUGGACCGUGGGAAUUCAACCUGCGAGAUACCCUGCGAUGGCUCGAGCUGCUGGCCUCGCCGAGUGGGUUGCUUGCAUCCAGGAACCCGCAGGACUUCAUCGACGUGGUGGUUAAGCAGCGCUUCAGGACGGCGGAGGAUAGGAAGCGCGUCGAUCAGAUCUUUGCGGAGGUCUUUGGACAUGCGCCCGCGAGGAGGCAUCUUUACCAUCAGCUUUCAGAAGGUACCUUCCAGGUCGGUAAUGCGCUGCUCCCGCGGAGGAAAGUUCUGCAACCUACGGCUGUGGAGGGCCUGGCGGUAUUGAAGACGCAGUUGCCGGUGCUGGAGACGGUCAUGACUUGUGUUCAGCAAAAUACUCCGGUUAUUCUCGUCGGCGCAUCCGGAACGGGGAAGAGCAGCAUGAUCAAACUGCUAGCGGCCAUUUCGGGUGCGGAGCUGGAUCAGCUGGCGCUCAAUGCCGACGUUGAUACUACUGACAUCGUUGGUGGGUUCGAGCAAGUUGACAUGUCUAGGAAGAUCUCGGCGUUGUUUGACGAGGUGCAGCGGUUCCUCCGGAUGGGGGUUGUGGAUGCUUUCAAGCGCGGCGAUGCGCUCGGUGCGUCCAUCCUGGAGCUUGUCGAGUUCCUGUGUACUACUCUGCCCGCGCCCAGUGUCGAGAACUUGCACCGAGUUCUCGCGAAGCUGCAGGAUUUCGCACAGGUCACCGCCGGUUUCACGGGCUUUGUUGCGAGCGCUCAGGCACUCGUCGUUGAUGCCCACAAGGAUACAAUUGCGCGCUUUGAAUGGGUCGACGGAAUGCUCGUCAAGGCGGUGGAGGAGGGUAGGUGGUUGAUCCUUGACAAUGCUAACCUGUGCAGCCCGUCCGUCCUGGAUCGUCUCAACUCGCUGCUGGAAACUAAUGGCUUCCUGAUGGUGAAUGAGCACAGCACUGCCAAUGGUGAUCCAAAGCUGGUCAAGCCCCAUCCGGAGUUUAGACUGUUCAUCACUAUGGACCCGAAGCAUGGCGAGCUCUCGAGGGCCAUGAGGAAUCGCUGUGUCGAGGUUUUUAUCGACCAGACGCCGGAAGUGAACGAAGUUGUGGCGCAGGAUGAUGCUCAGAGGAGCGCGCUGGCUAAAUUCCAAGGAUCAACAAGUGUCAAUGCUGAUGUGUCGAUUUUCCAGCUGAUGGAGCAGGUUGUCGGGACGUCGAUGGGAGCGGAGGUCGAUCCCAUACUGGUACAGACCGCACUGGAGCAUGUACCGCGGGGAAUGUCGCCACUUCUUACCAGGUGGAAGGGCAGGAUCGGCGAGUGGUCGGUGGAGGGGCAGGCUACACUUGAGUCUGUGGAAAACUUCAUGCAUUUCGCCGCUCAUCCGGCGGUGCAGACAGUUACCGCGGACCUGAUCUUGUCAGCGUCUGGGAAAUGGCAGCUUGGAGAUGAGUUUAUGGCCGCGCAGUCUCUCGUGCCCAUCCGCAACAGCAGUCUCUUCUCCUCGGAAGCAGAAGCCACCGUUUCAUCGCUCUUCUACGAAGUUGCACGUGAAAUCUUCGUCACGGAACGCACUGAGGAAGGGAUUCUUCAGAAAUCAACCACCAUCAAGCUGGCAGAGAUGAAUUUCUUGGAGCGGUCCGCCUCUCGCCGGGGUAAGAAAAUGCCCGCCUUCGGCGGCAGCAUGGGCAUCCAACUCUUCGAAUUCCUCACCAGCAUCCGCAAAGUCCUCGAGCAGUGGCUUGCGCACGAUGCGCGCGAGCUGGACCUCAAGAAGUUCCUGCGCAUCCGGGAAGUGCUGCAUCUGUGGUGCGACCUGGUGCAGCUGAGCAGCACGAGCAGUCUUAACGAGAGCGUGUUUCACGUCUACCUCGCACUGUUUGAGGAGUGGAUUAGGAACGCCGAGAAGGAUCUGCCCGCGCAGUAUGUCAAGUCCUCCGAGACGGCGCUAAACGCGUUUAGAGAGCCGCUGCAGCUGGUGACCGGUCAGUCUAUGGAGGUCAUGUGGCUCAAGGUCAGGCCGUCCGUGCCGAAGAGCUUGGUCGCUUGGGAACAGUAUCUGGCGCUGAAGGCGAUCAUGGCUAGGUUCGAUAGGGUUGGCGUGGAAGGAAAUUUGGAUACGGUGUUGAAGUUGAGAGAGUCACUUGUUGGUGCCGCAGCGGCAGUUCUCACCGAGGACAUGGAUGUCUCCGAGCUUGUCACAGAACUCGAUGCAUCCAUCUCGCAGCUGGAGUCCUCACGCACUGCAGACCAGGAGCAGAAGCCGGGAGUCUUUAACGCGCUUUUCGACCUCCUGCUGAAAUUCAAAAUGCUCCGGAAUCCUAUAGGCUGCGUUGAGCUCAACCAGGACAACUUCCGCAUGGCACACUUCGCGAAUAGGUCGACCGAGAGCUUGAUCGGCUACGGACUUCCGGGAAUGCCCGUUACGACGUCGUUUGAGCAGGUCGUUGGCGACCUGUGGAGUUAUCCUGCUACGGAAAUGGUCGCUAGAGGGCCCGCGGGACUGCUGACGGGGAAAAUCGCCGCUGGCAUGUUGAAGACCAGCCAUACGGUUAAGGAAUCGGAUAUUUUGAGACUGCAGGAUCUGGAGGUGGAGAUCAGAGAGCUGUCGAAGCAGUUUACGCUGCAUACGGAUGAGAUCACUGGCGAUCGCGUGCUGCAGUUGAAUACUCUCGUGUUAAAAAAGUUGAAGCAGUUGUUUGUGAUUCACAAGGCUUCGUAUGACGUGGCUACCUACACAGCGGCCAUCCGGUCGUUUGGAAAGGCCACUGCUGAUGGGCUUCGUGUCCUCAAGGAGGUUCUGCCCACUACAGAAGUUACAUACCUUCGUGAAGCCGUCAUUGAACAUCUCAUCCCGAUGAUCGAUGUUCUCCUCGAGAUGCCAUCGUCAUCGCACUCUGCUCGUAUCACAGCAUUGGGAACAGCAUGGGUCCACUACGCGCUCGCCUGCAUAAAGCUUUACGUCCCGAACGUCGCCUUCGACCCGGCAAUGAAGCCCAUGGUUGAGCGGCAACGCCAUUUCUCGCGGAAAUCCGAGGUCACUGCUAGGAUCACCGCCGAGAAACUGUUCGAACUGAAGUUCACCGGACAGGAGGACAGCCACAGCAUCCGCAUGCUGCAGCAGCGCUUCACCGAUCUCGGCGCGGAACCGCCAAACUCCUUGAUCGCUCGGCCCACCGAGUCAAAGAUGUCGAGCCUCCAGGGUGACUUCUCGAAUUUGCUGCGCGUCGUCGUCGAUGGCCAGCCGCACAGGAGACUCCUGGACUCGAUCCUGAAACGCGGAGAGAACUUCGAGGCUCAGGAGCAGACUUUCCAGACUAACCUGUCGCAGCUGGCGGAGAGGCUGGAGAUCGGGUAUCCGGUUUAUAAAGACAUGGUUGAUCCCGUGAUCGGAUUCAUCCACUAUCUCAAGCUUGGAUUGUCACUUGCCGCCAUGGUGCCUGAUGCCUCCGACGAAGCUGCAAACUCUGCUAGGGCUUUCUUGGCGCCAUAUGAGACCUCCUCCGAGAGGCCCAAGACAAAUGAACGGGAGGUGCAGAUGCUCUGGUUGCGACAGCAUGCGGCACGCAGUGCCACUGAGAAAUACGAUAGCCUGGACCAGACCGCGCGCGAGGACAUCCACGAUAUCUUCCAGAAGCUGUUCAAGUCGUGGAAGGAUGAGACGAUCGAGGAGAAGGAGAAGGCGAUCGCCAACAACAGUCUGUACACGUACCGUGGCGAGGCGGAGGACCACGAUGAGCAGGAGUUUAUGCAGAUGUUCCCUGUCUACGAAGAGGAUGACGAGGGGAAUGUGGUUGUUGCUGCUGCGCCGGUGGAAGAUGAGAAGGAUCUGAAGAUCAAGGACCAUAAGAAUGUGGCUAUUCGCAUUGCUCAGCUUCAUGCAUCGCUGUUCUCGGCGACUACCGAGAGCCUGUCGGAACUCGUUCGCGACGGUGCCGCGGUUUGGAUGAAGGCCCUGGGCGAUAAUAAGUCGGCUUUCCCUCCCUCAAAGAUCAAAGAGUUCCUUCCUGCUAUCUUCCUGUCGCUUAAAGACACGACCGAGUGGAUCUCCGGCAGUCGCAAAGACACCCGACGCUACGACUUCUACAACCACGAGAACCUCGAGGAGGCACACAAGCUCGUCGGCAUCGUCAAGAAAGUGCACAAGCGGAUGUCGUUCCUCCUCGACCUCUGGCCAGAAAACGUCACGCUGCAGGAUGCUGUAGAAACUUGCCAGCAGCUAUUUGCAUUCCCCGCUGCCACUCCAGUCGCGAAGUUCUUGACUAAAGUCGAAAAACUUCAUGGAAUCCUGAACGAGUGGCAGGGAGUUGCUAGUCGCGAGUUUACCGCACAGGAGCACUACGAUACGUUGACACAGCUGAUCAUCGCCUGGAGAAGACUCGAGCUCACUACCUGGCCGAGACUCUUCGAUCUCGAGGAUGACAAAGCGAAGCAGAACGCGUACUCGUGGUGGUUCUUCCUGUACGAGAGUGUUAUCGCAAACCCGCUGCAGCUGCUCGCUGCCGACCUCAAGAAUCACAUCCAUGACCUCGUAGCCAACCUUGUCAACUUCGCCGGCACGUCUUCGGUCGGACAGUUUUCGCACCGCUUGCAGCUUCUGAGGGUGUUUGAGGAGCAUGUUGGCCGCAUGAGUAGGGACUUUGAGGAGAUGAAGAUGGUCCAUCGUGCUCUGCAGAGUUUCCUGAUCUAUUACCAGCAGUAUGAAGCUUCGGUUGCAGAGACGCUGAAGAAGGAUCGCAAGAAGAUGGAGAAGGCUGUUGCCGAUGUCGUGUUGCUCGCCAGUUGGAAGGAUACCAAUAUCAUUGCCCUCCGGGACAGUGCGAAGCGAUCUCAUCACAAGCUCUACAAAGUCGUGAGGAAGUACCGACGGGCACUUGAUAAUCCCGUCUUCAAUAUACUCUCUAGCGGGAUGUCCUCCGAGGAUAAAGCAACCAGCUCGGAGCAGUUCAUGGACACCUCCAUUGUCAUCGACAAUACUCGCAUCAGGGAGCUUUACACAUCCUCCAUCAAGCUGUGGACCUCGCGUCCUCCGCGUCUCCGCGACCUCAACAGCGCGGUAGGAAUGAUGCAGCGAGUAUCCACGCUCCCGUCCACCAAGCUCGACGCAGCCGACUUCCUAGAACGCUUCGCGACGUCCACCAUCACGACGUCCAAAGAGCUACAGGAAGAGACUCCCGCCAUCAUGACCGAGGAGGUCAAGAAAGCCGUCGCACAUCUCAAGACGCGCAAGCGGAAGGCGUUUACCGAUGCCCUCAAGGAGCUACGGCAAAUGGGUCUCAAGUCGAACUUGUCUCGUGCGCACAUAUCCAAGCAGGCGAGUCUGGAGAAGAUACUUGCUGCCGCGGAGCCGCUGCAGGGCAGAGGUGAUGUCGAGGGUAUCCAGCAUUAUUUUGCCAGGAUUCUGGAGACCAUGAUGAAGGUCCGUGCCCGGAAGGAAACUUCGCCAGACUUGCAUGCCAACGAUGCCGCAAGGGUUACGGGAUUCAUGGAGCAUUUGCUUUCUAUCAAUCUGGAGCUGAGGGCAACACUUUCCUCCGCCCUGGGCGAUCUGGAGAAUACUCGUACUGCCAUGGGCAAGUUCUCGGUACUGGCAGACAUCGAUCCUGCUGACACCACGCUCUACGGAGCGGUAACAAUUACUCCCGGAAGGUUCGCCGAGGCGAAGAGGAAGCUCCAGUGGCUCCCCAAGAUCCUCGCAUUUACGGCCGAUUUGGUCCGUAUCCGAGCAGAGUUUGCGGGUACAGCUGUGAUCGAGGGCGGUAUUGUCACCUGGACGAUACGGGCGCAGGAGGUUGGUGCACAGUUGGAGAAGCAGAAGGUGGUGCACGACGGUAUCUGGACUGCCGCUGCGAAGGCCACCAUGGAUGAUUGCGACAAUUUCCUCUCGGAGAUCCGUACGGGAAUCCAAGAACUCGUCGAGCGCAAUCCGGAGGUGGAGUACGCAUUCAACCCACUGAUGCGCUGGGUCUCGCCGCUUUCUACCAUCAUGGAUGGAGAGACAUCCGUUGCCAGCUCCGUUCAGGACCUCGAUACAUCCCUCCAAACACUCUGCGACUCCAUCUUUGUCUCCCUUCAGAAACUCAACGAAGCGCAAGCCACAUACCCGGCUGAAGCUACCGAGGCUGGAUGGCUAUUAACCCACCAGACCGCGACGUCCGCGUGCCUCAAGGCGCUGUACAUGCGCACCAUCACGCACAAGGUCGAUGCUGUUAUAGAGCUGGCUUCGCGCUGUCUCAAGGACUCCCUGGCCGUACGCACCGUAUUUGCCGCCUACUGGCCCGUGAUUGCCGAGUACCAACGGACGUGCGAGCGUACGCUCCGCGAAGUUGCGCGGGGACAACGGGCGGUUGCGAAGACUACUUACAUCCUCGUUUCGACGGCGCUGACAAUUCUGAUUCGGGGCUUCUGCGAGCCCGCCGAGCAAGGCGACCAGGGCGGCGAGAGCAAGGGUGCGCUGGAGGCGGGCACGGGAUUGGGCGACGGCGAGGGUGCCGAGGAUAUCAGUAAGGAUAUUAAAGACGACGAGGACCUGUCCGAGCUCGCGCAGGAGAAGAAUAAGGAGGAGCGCGAGGAGGAGAUCGAGGAUGAGGAGGAUGCGGUCGAUAUGGGCGAGCAGGAUAUGGAGGGUGAGAUGGGCGAUAAGGAGCAGAAACCGGAGAAUGAUGAGGGCGAUGAGAAGGAGGAGGAUGGGGAUGAGGAGAUGGAGGAGGAGACUGGAGAUGUGGAUGAUCUGGAUCCGACCGCCGUUGAUGAGAAGAUGUGGGAUGAGAAGGCAGAUGAGGAUGAUAAGGAGAAGGAGGGCGAUACAAGUAAGGGGAAGCAGCAGAAGGGUGAUGAGUUGGAGGCGAAGAAGGAGGAUGGGAAGCAGCAGAAGGGAGAUGACACUGGGGAGCAAGGGGAUGAGAAUGACGAGGAAGAAGAAGAGGGUGGGGCGGAACAAGAGGAUGACGUGAAACAGCAGAAUAAGGAGGGUAUGGAUGAGCACGUUCCUGAAGUCGACACGCUUGACCUGCCGGAGGACAUGCAACUGGAUGGAGACGAGAGCGAGGAUGAGAAGGAGGACCAGCCCGGCGAUGAGGGCGACGACUUCAACAUGGACGAUCUCUCCGAUGCCAGCGACGACAAGCAGCCCGAAAAAGACGACGGAAAAGACGACGGAAAGGGCGAGGAUCAGGAGGAAAAGUUCCCAGAACUUGACGCCCCCGAAGAGGAGCCUAAAACCGGAGAAUUGGAGGAGAAAGAAGGGGAGGACGAAGGGAUGGGAGAGGAGCAAGGCGACGGUGUCGAAGAGGACCCCGAGAACCCGGAGGAACUACAGCCAGAGAACGAGGAAGAAAACCUUCUUACUGCACCACCGGAGGAGAAUUCCAAAGAAGCCGACGACACCGCGCCCAGCGAUCUCCAAGGCGUCCAGGGCGGCACCGACAAUGAAGACAAGGCCGAUCAAGCCUCUGCCCAACAGGAAAGCGGCGAAGAGACCAAGUCCGACGAACCUCAGCAGGGACAGGGCACUGAACAGAAUGAGUCUCAGCAACAGAACCAAGAGGUUGGUGCGGCAUCGGCCCAGGAUAAGGAUCCGAACCAGGAACCACAGGCGCCGCAGGAGAAACCGUCGGAGGAGGAGAAGACGUUCCGAAAGGUCGGAGAUAUUCUUGAGAAGUGGCAUAGGCAGAGGAAGCAGAUUCUGGAUGCUAGCGAUGAGGACAAGGAACGGCCACAGAUUGACAAUAUGGAACUCGAUGAUCCGGAGUUUGAACAUCUCCCUAACGAAGAGACCGAAGCGGACACUCAAGCCCUCGGCACUGCCACGGAGGAGCAAGCCCAUGGCCUCGAUGACUCGAUGGCUAUAGACUCCGGCGUCAAAGAGCCACAAGAGGCAUUCGAGGACGACGCUGACCCAGAGGAAGACCCGCAAGAGCCAGCCGAGCCUAUCGAACACGCCAGUAAAGAACAGGAUGCCCCUGAGGAGGAAGACGCCGGUCGCUUCGGAGCUAUGAUUGGAGACCGCAAAGACGGACCCACUCGCGAACGCCAGAUCGAAGGCGAAGACGAGAUGGACAUCGAUGAUACGCUCUCGGACAUUAUGUCAAACGACGACUUCACCGAUGACGCCACGGCUGUCACCGUUCCCAUCAAGAUGCGCUCACGUGAAGAAGCUCGGGAACUCUGGCAACGCCACGAGUCCGCGACCCGCACGCUCUCCGCCGGCCUCUGCGAGCAACUCCGCCUCAUCCUUGAGCCCACCCAGGCCACCAAGAUGCGCGGCGACUUCCGCACCGGCAAGCGCCUCAACAUGCGUCGUAUAAUCCCGUACAUCGCCAGCGCCUACAAGAAAGACAAGAUCUGGAUGCGCCGAGCAAAGCCCAGCAAGCGACAAUACCAGGUGAUUCUUGCCGUCGAUGACUCCCGCAGUAUGGCAGAAGGCGACGGCUCCACCGCCAACCUGGCACUGCAAACCGUCGCCCUCGUCGCUCGCGCCCUCAGCGCUCUCGAGGUCGGUCAGAUUGCAGUCAUGUCGUUCGGCGAGACCGCCUCCGUCGUCCACCCCUUCGACACGCCCUUCACCGCCGACUCGGGCGUCAAUGCCUUCGAGCGCUUCACCUUCUCACAGCAGAAAACAGAUGUCCGCCGACUCCUCGAAUCCUCGCUCUCGCUCUUCUCCUCCGCCCCCCCGAGCUCCAACGAGGAGCUUUGGCAGCUGCAAAUCGUCAUCUCUGACGGAGUGUGCGAAGAGCACGAGGCGCUGAGGAGGAUCGUUAGGAAGGCACACGAGAGACGGGUUAUGAUCGUGUUUGUGGUUGUGGACAGCCUCAGGGAUAACUCGAUUCUGGAGCUGAACCGCGUGACAUUCGUCGACGGUGAGGUUACCACCGAGAGGUAUCUGGACAAGUUUCCGUUUGGUUACUAUUUGGUCGUCAGGGAUGUCAGGGAGCUGCCGGGGGUGCUGGCGGGUGCACUGAGGCAGUGGUUCGCUGAGAGUGUCGAGUAG